AUUGAGCUUAUGCAGGCUUACCAUACCUGGUACUAGUACGGUAGGGUUCAUUGGUCAGCGUGGAAGAGGCAAGCUCCUCUGGACCGGCAAGGACCGUUAACACACAGCGUGAGGGCAUAACGUUGAGCUUCCGGCGAGGGUACGAGGAUAGUCUCGUUGGUUCUAUUAAUUCCUUGAUGGGCCGACCGUGGGCACACAAGCAGAGAGAAACGAACCACGCACAAUCCACUUGAGUUGCUUGCUUUCGUUCGUCCUCUUUAGAAGCACCAUCGCCAUGACAAAUCCAAGAAAGCUCGGAAAGAAAGCAAUUGCCGCCACCAGGGCCAAGGCUUCUACCGCCAUCAUCAAGCACAAUAAACACGAUCGUCGACGCAACCGGGCCACAUGUUUCAAGAAUUUCUCCGUCAAUAUGACCGAUGCAGUCAAGGUGCUCAAGAAAGAAGGAUGGAUCGAAGGUGGCGUGUUGGAGGCGUUCUUGUGCGCCGAAGCGGCAACUCAAAGCAACAAGAAGGACGCAAAGGUGACUAUGGAGCCAACCAUGGACCAAAAUGCCGAGGUCCUUGCCGAUGACAGCCAGUCGGUGGCCAGUGAUUGCGCCGUGGCCAGCGACAGCGACAAUGAUGCAGAGCUCUCUAUGCUUCUUGAACAAAGCAUGACUAAACUUUGGAUUAAGUAAGCAACUAAACUAACUAGAACAUUCUCUCC
This is a messenger RNA of Seminavis robusta, 705 nucleotides long. The record is from the annotation of a GenBank genome assembly. Lineage: Eukaryota; Bacillariophyta; Bacillariophyceae; Naviculales; Naviculaceae.